AUGGGAAAUACUUGCAACACCUGCAAUUGCGAUGGAAAGGGUGAAGCUACUCCUAAUGAGUUCACUAUUUAGGAUUAAGCUUGGAUGGCCAAAAGUUAAAAUCAUCAAGCGCAGAAUGCUGCUAUUGGAGGUGAACAUAGAAGAAGUUUAUAUGAUUUAGGUGGAAAUCAACAAAAUGGAAAUAAUCAGAGAAGAGGCACUGACAAGGGCAAUAGCUAAAAUUAGAGCAACUCAAUGGGAUCUAGAAUAAAUAGUAAACCUGACAUUACUGAUGAGUAUUUGAAGAAAAACAUUAGAAAAAUCAUUAAGAUUUAAGCAGCUUAUAGAGGGUUCAAGGCUCGUCGUUUGACUUCAAUGUUGCGAUCUAAGCAUAUUGGAUCAAGCAAAUACUUUACUUACGAGGAAUCAAAGGAGACUGUCUCUAAAAAGCGAUAUGACCCUAAUCAGCAAAGAGAGAGAAGACCUCCUUAUACAUUCAAAACAGGUGCUGUUUAUACUGGCUAGUGGAAAGGCGGUUUUAGAGAUGGAGAGGGAGAGUAGAGAUGGCCAGAUGGAGCUAUGUACAUUGGAGAAUGGAGAGAGAAUAGAGCUCACGGCAGAGGUAAAUUCAUCCAUGUUGACGGCGAUAUUUAUGAUGGUUUCUGGGCUAACGACAAGGCCAAUGGGCAUGGUAUUUAUAAACACGUCAAUGGAGCCUAGUAUGAAGGCGAAUGGAAGGAUGAUUUGCAGCAUGGAAGAGGCAUAGAAACCUGGACAGAUGGGUCUAGAUAUGAAGGAAAUUAUUCCUAAGGCAGAAAAGAUGGCAUAGGAACUUACUAGUGGAAUGACUAAUCUCAAUACACUGGUGAUUGGGUUGAAAACAAAAUUAGCGGCAUUGGUAUUUACUCCUGGCUUGAUGGACGUAAUUACGAAGGAGAAUGGAAGAAUAACAAUAUGGAAGGUAUGGGCAUCUACAUUUGGAACGAUGGCCGUAAAUAUGAAGGAGAAUAUAAAGAUGAUAAAAAGCAUGGCUUCGGAGUCUAUACCUGGGCUGAUGGAAGAUGCUAUGAAGGCUACUGGUGGAAGGGUAAGUAGCAUGGUAUCGGUACCUAUGUAGUUCCUAAAGAGGACAAAGUAAAAUACGGUCUCUGGGAGGAUGGAAAGCGUAUUGAAUGGUUUAGUGAGACUGAUGUGCAAAUGAUCAACCAGAGAAAGAAAGACUACACUGAGUACUUCAAGCAGGCUGAUUCUGCUGAAAUGGUUGCUUAAAAUGCUUCGUUCCGCAGACCUCCAAGGUUCGAUGAUAAACUAUCAGAAAUUAAAAUCAAAAUAGCCAAAUUACGCAGUGCAACAAGUGGCUAUUCAGGAUUCACAAAGUAGAGUGCAAUUGGAAGCACUAGAGAGGGAUAUUGA
Molecule: messenger RNA, 1392 nt
Organism: Stylonychia lemnae
Lineage: Eukaryota; Ciliophora; Spirotrichea; Sporadotrichida; Oxytrichidae
Source: the annotation of a GenBank genome assembly